Molecule: messenger RNA, 6003 nt
Organism: Nothobranchius furzeri (turquoise killifish)
Lineage: Eukaryota; Metazoa; Chordata; Actinopteri; Cyprinodontiformes; Nothobranchiidae
Source: RefSeq, a predicted model, not a curated record
UGUUUUCUUUAGAAAUUCAAAAUCUAAAAUAAGAGGUGUGUCUACGUGUGUGUUUUUGUCUUUGUAUUAGGGAUGUUUGAUAGUGACUUUUUACCGAUCAUACCAAUAUCGUCUGACUCCAAAUGUCCUUAUUUUUCUUUUCCUCCGUGUCCUGUCUGGCUGUGAAGCAAACAGAAUUAACGUCUGAAUGCUGGUGACAAGCCUUACAGAUUUACACCACAAAAAUAAACAAUCAAUAAUGAACAAGAGUCUGCUUCCAGACCUGCAGAAAGAGGAAAAACAAACAAAAAAAAAGGGACACACAACAAUAAAACAAGUGCAAACUAUCACUGCGUCAACCUGAUGAAGAAAUAUAAAAUCAACAUUGUUUUACUGAACAAUCACGAUAAUAAAUCACAGUGCAUUUAAUGCCAACCACAGCCUUAAGACAUGUGUUAAAAAUGCCCAAGUCCAUACUUAUGAGAGCACCAAGUGAACACCUGUGUGUGUACACGCGCUUGUAUAUGUAAGGUUUCUCUAUAGGAGCGUCCAAAAGAGAGUGUGAGGGGCCACAGAUCUGCCCCCCAAAGAUGUGUAGGAGAUGGAAGGAGCUCUAAGUUCCAGAGAUCCAGGUGCUGCCCCAGUGCACGGGGACCCCAGGGAGACUGUAACCAGAAAAGCCCCAGGCCCCUCUCGAGAGGAGCAGAGGAUUGCCCCAGGCCCCUCUCGAGAGGAGCAGAGGAUUGCCCCAGGGGAUCACAACCAGCAGCCGGCAGAAUCCCGGGAGAUAUCAGCAGCAAGCCCACAGGCCCGCCCGCAACCACCCACCCCUAAGUCGGCCAAGCCCGGAACCCAGCGACCCGGGACCCAGGGGCGGCCAGCCCCGCUGGGGACCCAACAGAUCCCAGGGACUCAGAUCCCACCAGGCAGCCACCAGGAUCAAUCAGACGGACACCCAAGAUCUUAAACCCCCUGACCCGGGAGCCGCAAACACUCAGGCAGACCAAAGCACCACACUCCUGACUCCAAAUCUUCGAUACCGAUAAAUGCUGUGUCCCCCUUUCGUGAUAAACGCAAAACAAAAACAUUUUCGGUAACUUAAUAUCACGUCUCCUAUCGUGCACGUUUACAUUUUUUAUGUUUUUUGGGCAAAAUGGCAACUACUUGAAUUUAAGCUGGUUAUAGGAAAAGUGCCAUAUUUAUUUUGUCUCCAACAGCAGCUAAAUAUCUUUCUCCCCAAGUAAUGUAUUACUUCCAUGCUUUCGUUCUUUUUUAAACACAGAAACAGUUUUGUUUACCUGUUUGUAGCUACGGUUUCGCCGACAGCUGCCGGCUUCUUCAGGCUGACGCUGAUGGUGGCGCGUCACAGGUGUUAAAAUAACAUUUACUAAGCUGCUUUCUUUAUAAAGGACCCUUCUGAUGGUCUGAUAAUGUAUUACUUUUUCUGUAUAUUGCAGUUAUGACGAGGGUUUGAAUUACGGGGGAGCUAAGGGGAGCCUGGCUCACCCGAAAAGGUGACAUGCUCCCCUGGAAGCCCUUGACUUACACACCCAGGGGGAGCCUGAAAAAGCUCCUGGUUCUACUUGUAUUACAUUAUUUACGUAGACUCUCCGGGGAUUCUUAUGAGUGGAGACGAUGCAGAUCGCUGAUCAUUGAUGCGCUCCAGACAGCUGUGUCCUGUGCACGGCCACAGUAACAUUCUCAAAGUGUUCCCACCCCAAAAAAAUAUAAUUAACACACAAUCGCAGACCUGCCAACCUUGUCAGAAAAUUUUGAGUACCACUUGUGCAGCGUUUUUCGCGGACUUUUGCAACUCCAUUGCUUUUCAUGCUGUAAUCUUUUCACUUGGUGAAAAAUUUUACACACACACACACACACACACACACACACACACACACACACACACACACACACACACACACACACACUUGUUCAUAGUUAUUAUUUUGACUAGUAAGGUUAUAGACAUUUUUACUGUUUGACCUGACUCCAAAGUAUCAUUUAUUUUAAUAUUAAACAGUAAAACUUUAAAGUUUCCUUAUAUAAUUUUUUUGCUUAUACAAGUUACUUUCAUUAAAUUUUAAUACAAAAUAAUAAUUAAAAAAAACAUUUAUAUGUAUUUAAUGGUAAUUAUUUAUUUUGUAAAUUACAAUAGGUGUUUCUGUUCUCAAGAAUGUAAUAUUAAAUUGGCUGUUCUUGAUAUUUGGACAAAAACUUCUGAGACACCUGGACCCUCUUCUUUUUGGCAGGUCUGCUAACCAAUCCCUCCCUGUCUGCUUCUCCCUCACCUGCAUGAGCAUCAUCAACAAUACAACUGUUGGUUAUAACUUGAGGAUUAUGAAGUUAAAACAAUUGUACCAGUAAUUCCUAAUUUACUGCAAACACAAUGCAGCUGGAUUGUGUUUGCUGUUGCGUUUCUGAGCCGAGAGGAAACGGUGUGACGGGCCAUCCCAUGGCUGAUUUUUCGUUGGAUGAAACAAAACUCUGUAUAUGUUGUUUAUUUUAACAAGCAGUUUGAGUUCCUACAGCGCUUGACGCUCGGCCACUCUGCACAACAACACGGAGAGGAAGGGAAGGAGUGGAAAAACUAGUUGUGAACAAAUUCUUGAGAUCAGCUAGUUUUUAAAAAAUUCAAGUGUUUCUACAGUUUUGAGUAAAUCUGUGAAGUUGGUUAGAAACAGGUGUUAAAAUAACAUUUACUAAGCUGCUUUCUUUAUAAAGGACCCUUCUGAUGGUCUGAUUAUGCAAUAAUUAGAAAUUAUUUAUAUAUUUUUUUCUUUUUAUUUCGACUUGCAUAAUAUUCUAAGAGUGAAAAACCUUUUGAUCCACUAAUCUUUGUUUAUUUCAGAUUUGUGGUCCGUGUUGUGGAUGUCAUGUGGAUUUUUUUUCUAGUUUUAUCUUGGACGUCUCUUGUUUGGUUUCAGCCCCUGAAUGAGAAACUUGGUUCCUUUCCAGCAGAGAUGAUCUCACAGGACUGUCCUCCCUCCGGUUCCAUCUGUCCACUUGUCAUUUUCCCAUAAUCCUGAGUCUAUUUCUUGUGUUUCCUCCUGUUUUCUCCUCCUCUCCUGCCUUUUCCAGCCUCCCGUCCGGAUCAGUGUCCUCGUCUGCUCUUCCUGCCCCCGUUCAUCAUUUAAGCUGUUCUUCUUUUUCUCCCGCGCUAUCCCUUUUUACUCUUUCUAUCACCCCACUGAUUCAUCAUGUCUGAGAUUAAUUUGGGAUUAUGCGUUGGAUUGGUUUUAGCAGUUAUGUAAAGGCCCGCUCUGGGGCCAGAAUGAUUUUGUGGGAUUAGUGUUCUGGGUUGUGUGUUUUGAUGGGAAAGGCGGGGACUCGUGAUGACGACGGCUGGUGAGACCAUCACAACAAGCUGACCUGAGCAUCAGUCUAAGGGCCGGGACUAAGAGAGGAUGAGUAAAUGCUGGUGGACAUUUUCUCCCGUUCAGUAUUGUUUUAUUCAGUUUAUUCCUGAUUUGGAAUAUUUGGGGGACGACCUUGGCGGCUGGACUCUCUCACGUUAGCAGCUAACUGGAAUCAUCUCUGAAUUUUCCUUGGGCAUGAAAACUUUUUUGGAAAUGUUCUUCACUUCUUCCACGUUUUUUUUUUUCUUAAGUGAGAAAUAAAAAUGAUGUUCUGCACAACUUUUCUUUCUGCCCCUUCUGAAGAACGGAUUUCUGAGGGUGAAGAAGGAGCUGGAGGCCCGGGACCCGGAUGUUUGUCUACAUUUCACUGCCUUAUUCUCCCUCAGGAUGAACUUUACUCCUCCAUCUCUGACCCAUCCUCUCCAUUUUCCAUUUACACACAAGGCCAAACUUGCAGCUUGACCCGUAAAUCGUUUUUAGACGUAAAAGCGAGCUCCUGUCCACCAGGAGACGGCGUUUGUGAUGAUGUAAGGGGGCGAUGCACUCGGUCGGUAUCGCCUUCACCCAGACAGACUCCCAAAUGUCCCUGUAGGGAUGCUGUAGUAGGACCUUCGUUGCACAUCGCUACUGUCGACAUAAAAAACCCAGAGAUCAGUGGUGUCCACCGCCCCCCCAACAACACUCAGAUGAACAGCAUGAUGCACUCCUCAUUCCCUAGGAGGAUUAAAAAGGACAAAGGGAGCAACAACAACAAGAAGAAGAAGCUGACCAAGGCAGACAUCGGCACACCCAGUAACUUCCAGCACGUCAGUCACGUAGGAUGGAAUCCAAGUACAGGUUUUGAUCUGAAUAAUUUGGAUCCUGAGCUGAAGAACCUGUUUGACAUGGCCGGCAUUUCUGAGGCUGAGCUGAAGGACAUGGAGACGUCUAAAGCCAUCUAUGACUUCAUUGAGAAGAACGGGGGUGUGGAGGCCGUCAAAAACGAGGUACGGAGACAAGGUCCGCCCAGGUGGAGCGCUCCUCCUCCACCACCACCUCCACCCAGGGGCGGACCUCCUGCCCCACCUCAGUCUCACAGCUCAGCUCCUCCACCUCCUCCAUCCCGAGGACCCGUGCGGGGCGCCCCGCCCCCUCCUCCCCACUCCAGACCUCCUUUCUCUGCGCCCCCGCCCCCGCCUCCAUCCCGACCGGGCAUGUCUGCUCCACCGCCUCCCCCGCCCAACCGAGGUGGGCCCCCGCCUCCCCCUGCGCCAUCUCACGCCUCCGUUCCCCCACCCCCUCCUCCUCCUCCUCCUCCUCCAGCUUCAAGUAAUGGCGGUCCUCCUCCACCACCUCCUCCCCCGCCACCUGGUCUUCCUCCACCCACGGAGGCUAACGGCGCAGACAAGUCGGCUCUGCUCAGUCAGAUCAGAGAUGGGACAAAGUUGAAAAAGGUGGAGAUGCCUGCACCCGGCGGAGGCGGCGGCGGCAGAGACGCACUCCUGGACCAAAUCCGAAAAGGGAUCCCCCUGAAACCUAGGGACGAUAACACGGACUCCACACCCGCUCCCGCCGAGCCGGCGUCGGGCAUCGUGGGGGCGCUGAUGGCGGUGAUAAAGAGAAGGGGCGAGGCCAUUCACUCCACAGAUGAUGAAGAUGACGACGAUGACGACUACACUGACGAAGAUGAUGAAUGGGAGGACUCUUGAUUUUUUUCCCCCUCUCCCCAGUCUUUGGAUGAUCAUGACACUAAAUUUGUUCCCAUCUCUCUAAAAAUUGUUGAUUUUGAAAAUUAUAAAUAUGAAAGUUCUAUCAGUUUGCUGUAUAUUUUUGUUGCCUUUAUGCUUUUUUUUCUAUUAAUCUGUGCAAUACCUCAUUUAACCUGUAAAAUCUGUUGUUCUGUCCUUGAUUUCCCCUUUGUCUGUGUUUCCCACAUCUCUCUCUAUCAGAUCUGGUUUUAAUUGUCUUGUUUCUCCUUUCACAUCUUUGCUGUAGUGUUUCCUGUCAGGUUCAUCGUGAGUCACUCGUUUUUCCUUUCUGCUGCCUCCCAUCACGCAUCAUCUCUCCCUGUCAUUCUCCUUUGUUCCCACAUUAAUGUGCAAUUUUAAGUCUCAAACAUUAGGCCUGAAUGUGCUUUUUGUUUCUUUUUGUUUUUACAAGUGAGAGGAGCUGAAAGACCGCAAGACAAGUUGCCACAAACCUUUAACUACUUGUAUCAAAGGAGAGGAAAAGAUGCUAUUUUCAUACUCUAAAGCUCUGUAGUUUAUUUUUCAUAUUCGAAUGAUUCUAGUUUAGUGCUUAUAUUUUCACAAAACAAAGAAAACAUGCUCUUUUUGGAAUAUUUAGCUUCAUUCGCUGUGGACUGUAAACUUACUUCAGGUUGAGUCUUUAAGUUUUUGCACAGAUUAAGAGGAGACAUAGAUCAGAACAUUUUCAUCAGACUUCGUCUCCUGAUACACAAAUCCCACUACAUAAGGAACGGAGGACGCCUGGUGUCGAGGUUGACUGUUUUCUUUGUCACACUACAGAUUGAGUUACAUUUGUGCUCAAUUUCUUUUUUAUUUUUGUUUUACAGUAGCAAGCAAGAGUAUUACUAAAAGCCUGUAUUGUAAGCAGGCGAGUCAUCAUGUGAUGCUUCGAGGAAUAAAGACAUGAUAAAUGAAUUAAAGUUUAUGUUUAAUACAUGAAA